Messenger RNA from Trypanosoma brucei brucei TREU927, 1326 nucleotides. RefSeq lists its product as hypothetical. The coding region runs from base 1 to 1326 and encodes 441 amino acids. Lineage: Eukaryota; Euglenozoa; Kinetoplastea; Trypanosomatida; Trypanosomatidae. The transcript has a single exon. The record is from RefSeq and is a predicted model, not a curated record.
AUGAACCGCAGAGUGCCGAUGUCAAUUGCACUCGACUGCGAGUUUGUUAAAACGAAGGGGCGUGUGAUAGUAAGCUCUAUUGCCUUUGUACCGUUCGCCUCCUUCAAGGCGCCCUUGCGACAAACCCAUUCUGUAGGUCACGCAAGGAGCGGAACGGGGGUUGCCAAGGCUCAAGCUCAUGCCGAACAAUCCGCGAGGCCGUGCAUGAUAACGUCCGGCGGUUCCACCAUCUUGAGCUUGGAUCCGACGGAGGUUAUGCGGCAUGCCGAUGUGCUACCUUGCGGGCACUGUCUCAUGCCACUGCUUCAGGGAGAAACGGCGGUAGGCAGCAAACAGUCUCUUACGGCCGUCGAGCCCCACCCGUCCACAACCGGGAAAGAGAAGUUGCCGAGGAACUAUGAGAAAAUGUUGCGCAUAGUGCGGUCGGAGGCAGGUUUGGAGACUCUUUGCCCGCAUAGCAUCCCAAACAUUCGACGCCUUGAUAAGACAUGGCUUCGCGCACUUCAUGUGGCGGCGGUAAAUUCAGCCGAGUUCCGGGAUGCUUCAGCCCAUUUAGACCACCUACGGACUUACGGAAAUGGGGGACGCCAACGUUGGGCCAUUUCCUUUCUGAUGAAGCAACACCCACAAGUUCUGCAGGAUCUUCUGCGAAAAAACUUUACCACAGACGAUGCCUGGUGUCAAUGGCUCUCCGCGUGCGGAGACACCGUUGAAUCGGAACUCCAACGAGUGGCUCAAGAACACCGCCGCAUUUCGUCAGCUCAGAGCGAGCGCAAGGCACACAGCAAACCCGGCGACCAUCCCCUAGAUAGCUGCGGUGUACAGUACAAGGAAUGUAAGAGCUUGGAGGAGCUCCCGCGCGAGUUGAGUCGUACGUGGUCGGCCCUCAUAAGUGCACGGGCCCACGUUGGAGGAGUGAAAUUCUACACCUAUGGAAACAUGGACGCAAAGGCCAUUAAAAAUAGCCUGCAACUGUGCGGCGCCACGGCAAACCAGGCGGCCAAACCUCCCGAAGGGACUGGAAAGGGCAACUAUCACCCCAACGAAGAAGAGGAAGUUGGGUGUAACCUUCUCAAAUCACCGCAUGAGGCGAAAGUUGUCGACCUCACCCGCCACCCCCUAUUUGCGGCCUCAGGUUUUUGCAUAUCCUCCAGAAAGGCACCGCCAUUAACUGAUGCCUUGAAAAAAGCAGCAGCGGUGGAUGUUUCGGCGAGGCUUUUGCUUGAAUCAAAUUCAUCGCAUGAUCCGCUGUGGGAUGCAAAAGCCCUAGCCUGUGUAGCCGUCGCCUGUGGGGUGGUUCCUUUUUCGAACCCGCCGGUGCAAUGA